UCGUCGUUGUGUGUUUGUUACUCUUUACGACCGUUCUUUCCGUUCGACGCCAUUUUGAUGAAACAGCGACGAGAGGGGACAUGUUGUCGCAUCAACCCCGUGAUUUUUGUGCGGAGUCAUAAUUGUAUUUCUUCUUUUUAUAUCUUUUUGUUUCCGCGCCCGGGAGGCGAAGGAGCACAAUCCGAUGGACCAGAAGAGGAAAAAGACACCGUUUCGGGGGUAGCGGAGCCUUAUCGUUAGCCAUAGCUUGCUAGCUCGGGCCACUCGUUUUCCGGCUUUGUCUGCGUUUGUUCAUAAAUUGUUGUUGUCUCAGCGAAGGGCUUUGUUAGCCACUUAAAUCCCUUUCGUGGACUCGUUUUGUGGACUGUAUUCUGAAGAACUGAAGGUGGGGAGGCUUCCCCCCUCGACCCAAAUCAAACACUGCCUGGACUGCGGUUAGCAACAUUAGCUGCUAACCCAAGCGGCCUUCCCUUGCGUUCCUCCUCUGCCUCCAUAUGACUGCCGGUGGCGGACACGGGCGUUAGAACACCGUUUUGCCGGUAGAAGCGAGCACGGACUACCUUGGGGGCCCCCUUGGUUGGAUUUUCGGGGCGUUGUUUGUGUGUGUCACUUUGGUUUUGGACUCGAGAGGACUUGACAAAAAGGCACAUGGCGCCGUCGAUUGGCGCGCCGGCCUCUCAUCUCUUGCGUUGGGAUUAAACGAGGACUCUGCGUCAUUGAUCCGCCCUCCAUUUUCCCCCUUUUUCUUUUUUUUGUCCAGUGUCUCUCAAGACCAAUUUAACGUAUUAAAAAAAGUUACCAGGUUUGGCUUCCUGUGAUUUGAGUGUUGAACGCGGUUAACCCCCUCAUCCCCCGUUUGUUUGGUUAUCCAACGCCUGUCUCUACUCCACCCCCCACCCCGUCCCUAAACCUCUUUCUCCCCCCACCCCCCAACCCUUGUUGUUAUAAAAGAAAAGUGUGGCAAAAAUGUCGUGUGUUCACUACAAGUUCUCUUCCAAACUGGACUACAACACGGUCACGUUCGAUGGUCUCCACAUCACCCUCAGUGAGCUCAAGCGGCAGAUCAUGUCCAGGGAGCGCCUCAAGGCCACAGACUGUGACCUGCAGAUCACCAACGCACAGACGCGAGAAGAAUACACGGAUGAUGAAGCCCACAUCCCCAAGCAUUCGUCCGUGAUCGUCCGCAGAACGCCGAUUGGAGGUGUCAAACCUGCUGGCAGGACGUUCAUUGUAGAUCGUUCUGACACGUCUGUGGCGGGAUCGUCGAGACCCACCGACUCCUCACCGUCUAUGUCUCUCGCCCAGCUCACCAAGACCGCUAACCUGGUUGACGCAAAUGCAUCCGAGGAGGACAAGAUUAAAGCCAUGAUGACUCAGUCCAACCAUGAAUACGACCCUAUUCAUUACUCCAAGAAGGCAGUCGGACCACCACCGGCUCACUACCUUUGUUUCCGUUGCGGAAAAACCGGUCACUAUAUUCGGCAGUGCCCCAUGCUCCUGGUUCAGGAUAAGAGCAUGGAGGGUCCGAAGCAGGUUAGAACCAGUAAGGGGAUUCCUCAAAGUUUCAUGGUGAAAGCUGAACCCGGCACCAAAGGAGCCAUGUUGACCAGCACCGGCGAAUACGCCAUACCGGCCAUCGACGCGGAGGCGUACGCACAGGGCAAGAAGGAGCGUCCGCCGUUCGUUCCGCACGAGCAGUCGUCCUCCGAGGACGAUUCCGAUCCCAUCCCCGACGAGCUGCUGUGUCCCAUCUGCAACGAUCUGAUGACGGACGCCGUGGUCAUUCCGUGCUGCGGGAACAGCUACUGUGACGAAUGUAUCCGGACGACCUUGUUGGACUCCGAGGAGCACGUUUGCUUCACGUGCAAACAGUCGGACGUGUCGCCUGACAACCUCAUCGCCAACAAGUUCCUUCGACAGGCCGUGAACAACUUCAAGAAUGAAACGGGCUACACCAAACGCGGGCGCAAACAAAUCCAGCCUUCGGCCCCCCCUCCUCCGCGGCCUCAGCUGCUGAACAGGCCUCUCCUAUCCAGGCAGCAGGACCCUCUGAUAGCCAACAUCUCCCAGCCAGCGCCUCCGUCUGCUCCUCACGCUCCCGCAACCGCCAGCGUGGCAGCCCCUCAGGCUCAGACCCCGCCCGCGGCACCUCCCGCCCCCAACACCCCCACCCCUACGCCUUCGCCGCCUCCUCAAGCUGACGUCACCGAGGAAAGAAAGAAAGAAGCCUCGCCGGUUCCGCCGCCCGUCGUGGACCACGGUUCCCCUCGGGUCUCCGGCGGUCAGGACGAGCCGCCCCCGCCGGGGGAGACUGAGCCGCUGCCGCCCAUUGUGAAGCCAAGCCUGCCCAAAAACCCAGAGAGCAGAUCACAGGCCUACAAUUUGCCCCUCCUUGGCACGGCUCCACCCUCGAGGCUGCCUUCUCACCUUUCAGGCCCACAUUCCCGGCCCCAGCAACCUCCCAGGGACAGGGGGGGAAGACACUGGGAAAGGUCUUACAGAAGCAGAGGUGAGCCACCCUCCACCCACCUGCAGACGGCCCAACUCCCUCUUCCCACCCCGCCCCUCUACGUGUCGCCCUCCCUGUACCCGCCGCCGCCGCAGCCGUACGCCCCCCUGUACGCCGCGGGGCCCGGCCUCCUCCCGCCGCCGACGAUGGCUUACCAGCCUCAGCCCAUGUACGCCCCCGGCCCGGCGGGCGUCAACCCUCCCUGGGGGGCUCCCAGUGGCCAGCCCCCGCUCCUCCCCUUGGCCUCCCCCCUCAAUCAGCCUCCGCUCUCCAAAGAAGAUUUUUACAGGCAGCGGCACCACCGACAAGACAACAUUACGUCCAAGCUUGACGAGUUCACAAAAGACUUCCACAAGGAGCUGAUGAAGUACCGAAAUGCACCAAAGAGGCAGAGACCGUCGUAUUCGAGGUCCCGAUCAUACAGCCGUUCCCCGUUCAGCCGCUCGUACACUCGCUCUCGCUCCAGGUCCAGGUCCAGGUCACGGUCUUACUCGUACACCCCGAGCCGUUCCCGCUCACGUUCCCGCUCCCACGGGCGCCCGUACCCCCGCUCGCCUUACUCCCGACGCAACGGACGCAGCUACGGACGCUCCCGCUCGAGAUCCCGUUCCCGCUCGAGAUCGUAUAGCUACCGGCGCUCCGCUUCGCCGCCCUCCUUCCGCAACGCCGCCUGGGAGGGGACGGAAGGCGCGCCGCCGUUCCGUUCCAGGUCUCACUCCCGCUCUCCGGGCGGUUUCCGCAACCGCAGCCCCGGCGCGCGAAAACCGCCGCCGCGGGAAUUGCCGCCUUAUGACCUGAAGGGUCUCAGCCCCGGCGGUCACGACCAGUGGGAGCGAGAUAGCUACCGGCAAUGGGAGCGGGAGUACAGGGAAUGGUACAACAAAUACUACAAAGACUACGAGAACCAACACCAGGCCAUGUAUCAGAGGGGCCGCAGUAGCAGGGAGAGGGAAAGAGAAAGGGACAGGGACCGGGACCGAGAGCGAGCGCGGGACCGAGAGCGAAUGUCCCCGCUCCACCGGGAGUACUCCCCCCAAGGCAGAGGAAGAAGAGGUCGAGAUGACAAAGCGCCACCGAUUCCGAAUCCUCCGUCGUCCUCGUCGUCGUCGACAAAGGCGAACGCCAAGCUCCUGAAGACCAAGAAAGUGAAAAAGAGGAAAGCCGGAGAGGACGGCGAGCAAUCGCAGCAUCCCGUCGACCGGGGCGACGCCACGCCCGUCAGAGACGAACCCAUGGAUGACAUCCUGUCGCCCAACAAGACGCCGCCCGUCUCCUCCUCCAAGUCGGCCUCGUCCGCCGGCAGCUCCAAGGCUCCCGCCUCCAAAAGUGCCGCCGCGCCCUCGAGAACCUCGCUCAAGUCCGCGCCCGCGACCGACAAGAACAAGAAGGAGAAGAGUCAGAAAAUCAAACCCAAAGCCAAGACGGAUGCUUCCAAAGUCAAAAGCGACAAAGUUAAGAAGAAGACGAGUGAACCCGCCGUGACCAAAAAGAAGGAGCCCUCAUCCGCAGCACCCGCGGCAACGACGGCGGCCGGCGCCGCUGCGAAGACAUCAAAGACCAGCAAAACCAAGCCCGAAGACACCCACAACUCAAGUGCGCCUAAAAAGGAAAAGUCUAAAGUUGGCUCUGUAAGACCGCCCCUCCUAAAGACCCCCCCGCUGUUCUCCCAGAGCCUCCCCCUGCCGCAUCCAUCCCUCCACGAGAACCUUCGGCCCGGUAACGACAACCGGGGCCGAAGAGAGCCCCUGCACGGCGGCGGCCUCAUCCCCCUGCCCCACCAAGUGCUCCCCUACCUCCACCGCCCUCCCCCGCGGUUGGGUGAGGAGGGCCGCUCCUUACUCGGGUCUCCGCCCGGAAAACUUCGCAGGUUGGACGGACCUGGGAUUGGCGUCGAGGUCUUCUCGCAUCUGCACGAACCUCAUCAGCCGCCGCUCCAGAGGUUCUCCCACCCUUCCGACAGACUCGGUCUUCUUCCCGUGCUGGUGGGACGCGAAAUCGUCUGGGCGGACAAAGACCGAGGUGCCAUCAGGCCUCUCAUGGACUUACCGGUGAAGCCGGUGACCCAGAGAAGCAUCCCCCUGAACAGAGACCUCGGAAAAAAAGACAAUCCCAUCUCGGAUCGGUCAUCUUCGGGCGCCGAGAAGACGACCGCCGACCGAUCGGCUGCCGCCGCCAACCCGGAGGCGGACAAACCUGCCGGCAAUUCCGAAGGAAUUGACGUAAAGGAGCGCUCGUCUUCCGAUGGGGCGUCCAACAAAGAAAAGCCCGCGGAGAAGUCGUUUGCGUCGGAGAAAGACUCGGGAGUGGACAGAGAGCGGGAAAGUAACUGGAGAACGGACAGGGAGAGGGAGAGGGGGUCCGAACGGGGGCGGGAAAAAACCUCGCGCUCGGACAGAGAGCGGGAAAAGGCUACGGCGUCGGACAGAGAUCAGGAAAAAUCUUCGGGGUCCGACAGAGAUCGGGAAAAAGCUUCGGGGUCGGACAGAGAUCGGGAACGGGGUUCAGACAGAGACCGAGAUCGGGAAAAGGCUUCGGAUCGAGACCGAGACAAAACCUCUGAGCGAGAUCGGGGGAAAGCUUCCGACAGAGACCGAGAAAAGACUUCGGACCGCGAACGCGCCAAAGCGUCCAGUUCAGACCGAGAUCGCGCCAAGGUUUCCGACAGAGAGCGAGAGAAAGCCUCCGGUUCCGAUCGGGAUCGAGAGAAGUCUUCGGGAGCCGAGCGGGAGAGGACUUCUGAGAAAGAGCGCGACAGGACGUCCGGAUCGAGCUCCAAGAGGCCCUCGGCGGCGAAAGACGCCGACGCCGGUGAAAAGCCGCAGAAGGCGGAGCGCAAAAGCUCCGCGAGCGCCGCCGGCAGAUCCGUCUGCUUGGACAAAAUGACCAUCGCGGAGAAAUCGGCCGUCGGCAAGAAGCCGGGACACAACCAAGAGAAGCCGACGAGCGCCGCCGACAAAGCGGCAAAAUCUGAUCGUAGCGUUUCCAAGGAGAGAACCCCGAAGACUGCGUCCACUGUGAAAAAAAACGACGCCCCCCCCAAAGACGCGAAAGAAGGCGAGACCAAAACGGUGAGAACCAAGCCCAAGAUUAGCCGCAAGGUCUUGUCGUGUCAACCUGCCGCCGCCGCCACCGCCAGUCGCGCCACUCAAGAGCCCAAGCCGCCCUCUCGGGAGAAGGAAGAAGAAGAGAAGAAGAGGGACGCGUCGUCGGCCACUUCGGAUCAGGCGCCGCCGCCGCCCGUCCCCCCGAACGCUGGGGAGCAGCUCCUCAUUCAGGCGCCUCCUCGCUCCAAGUGGGAGCGAGAGGACGACGAAGAGGAGGAGGAGGAGGAGGCGCAACAGGUGGCGGCGGCGGCGGUCCCGGCUCCGCAAGAGCUUCCCAAAGCGCCGUCGUCGCCCGCGCCGCAGAAGAGCGAGGCCGCCCGAGGCGAUAAGAAGGUCGCCGUCAAGGAGGACAAGAAAAGGCCGUCCAAGGACGAGAGCAAAGGCGGCAAACCCGCCGCCAAAGUCAAGAUCGUCCGAGAGGAGAGGAAGGCGCCUCGAGGGGAACGGCCGCCGAAAGCCGAGGGAAGGGAAACGAAGGAAGAGGACAAGAACGACGCUAGCGGCGGCGCCGAGCCCAGGCGGCAGCGCCUGUGUUCGGACCUGGCCCGCGAGACGGACGAGGCCGCCUUCGUGCCGGACUACAGCGAGGGCGACGACGCCUCCGACAGCAGCCGCUCGGGCAGCCAGCCUUCCAACAGCAACCGUAGCGAUUCGCCCUCCGCCGCCUCGGGCGGCGGCGGCGCUGGCGGCGACAAGAAGAAGAAGAAGAAACACAAGAAACACAAGAAGCACAAAAAGCACAAGAAGCACAAAGUGGCGGACAAGGAGGGCGGCGAGCACAAGCAUAAACACAAGAAGAAGAAACACAAGAAGAGCAAAGAGAAGGACUCGGAGGAAACCAACGCCGACGACCAAGAGCCGCCAGGCAUCGCCGGAACGGACGCCCCCAAGCCUUGAUGCUGCUUGGAAUUUAAAAGACGGAGAGAGAGAGAAAAAAAAAAGACAUCAAACAAGUUCAACGCUGCGAUUGAAGUAGCGGAAACCCGGAACCUCCGUACUUUGACGCUUCAAAAUCAAAAGUACAAAGAGGAAGCUGAAGCGCCCACGAGGCGUAAACUGGAACACAUCCCUCGGAAACUUUUCGACUCGAUGAUUUACCAAUGACGACGACGGGCGUGUCAAAAGUUGAGGAGGAGCCAAAAGCCGCCGCGCCUCCGACCUUGACGCCACUUUGCAAAUCCAUUCACUCAGGGAUGCUUGGAAGCUUCGCGUCUCGCCGCCGCCCGUCGUUUCACACCGUGUAGAAAACCAGCAAGUUUCGCUUCCUUCCCUCCCCUCCGUGCGGAACUUUGUCACUUCCCCCCCGUGAAGGAUCUCGCGCUUGUAAAAUAUUUGCCGCCGCACUUUGAUGGAUUCUCCCACGUUUUAGGACGCUUUUUCCUCGCUUCGCCCGGGAUCUGAAUCGACGGCGCGCACUUGUAAAUAUUCUUUGGGAACACUUGGACGACAAAGCCGGCGUUUCGGGGCGGUAUUCCGUAUUGUGGCGUCGUCAUUCGGGGGGCACGUUUUGUUUGCGUUGUGGCCAUUUGGCUUGAAUGGGAAAACAAAUCUUUGGUCCACUUUUUGUGUGUGUGUGUGUGUGUGUGUGUGUGUGUGUGCAAUCACGCUACACUGGAUGCAAAAAAAGGAAAAAAAAAUCCACACACCCGCGGUGUGUUUAGUGGAGUCCGAGUGUAUUUCGUUGGUAGUUUUUCCUCGGUCGGAUGAUGAGAUGGACAGAAAGUGAAGAUUAUCAUGGAUGAUUUGUUCCCCUUUGUUUAUUUUUUUAAUUAAAAACAUUGGACCCUGAAAA
This is a messenger RNA of Hippocampus zosterae (dwarf seahorse), 7405 nucleotides long. Its product is annotated as E3 ubiquitin-protein ligase RBBP6-like. Gene Ontology annotation, cellular component: nucleus. The record is from RefSeq and is a predicted model, not a curated record. Gene Ontology annotation, biological process: ubiquitin-dependent protein catabolic process; protein ubiquitination; mRNA processing. The transcript has 20 exons. NCBI's taxonomy places the organism in Eukaryota, Metazoa, Chordata, Actinopteri, Syngnathiformes, Syngnathidae. Gene Ontology annotation, molecular function: nucleic acid binding; ubiquitin protein ligase activity; zinc ion binding. Bases 967 to 6510 code for a protein of 1847 amino acids.